UGGGCGCACAGGUGAUCUUCAGUGUGUCGUUGUGGAUCUGUGAGAUUAUGGGGAAGCUUCAGGAGUUUGAGAUCACAUUUGAUAAAAACAAAGUGGUGUACAGUCCGGGCGAGUCCAUCUCUGGAACCGUGACUAUCAAACUGGGUCAGCCGCUGCAGUGUAAAGCCAUCAAAGUGAACUGCAACGGUUUUUGUGGUAUCACCAACAAGGUCAAUGACACGGCAUGGACUGUGGAGGAACAGUACUUCAACAGUACUGUUGCUGUUGCAGAUAAAGGAACCCUGAAACAGGGAGAACACACUUUUCCCUUCAAGUUUCUCAUACCAGACACUGCUCCGACAUCAUUUGAAGGCAACUAUGGUAGGAUCGUUUACAGAGUGAGAGCUUUUAUUGACACACCACGAUUUGCCAAGGACUACAACACAGAGAAAGCUUUCUACCUGCUCAGGCUUCUAAACCUGAAUGAAGUGCCAGACAUAUGGGGAACCUGUUCAUCUGCUGUGACACAGCAAUUCACCUACAUGCUGAUGAAAACAGGCACAGUGGUCCUGAAGGCCGAAACCGACAUGAAGGGUUACACACCAGGCCAGAUCAUCAAGGUGAUGGCCAAUAUCCACAACCAGUCUGGGAAGAACACAGGCAACAUGGUGGCCAGCCUGAUGCAGAGAGUGACCUAUGAGACGAAGAGGCCCACCCAUGAUGUGAGGACGAUAGCAGAGGUGGAGGGUGGUGUGGUGAAGGCCGGCAAAGAGUUGGAAUGGAAGGAGCAGAUAAUUGUUCCUCCUCUUCCUCAGUCCUCUCUCGCUGGCUGUGAUCUUAUAAAGAUUGAAUAUUAUGUCAAAGUCAGUCUUAAGUCUCCAGAUGUCAUGUUGACAUUACCCAUUCACAUCGGGAACGUCUCUCUGGACAAAAAACUUCACCCUUCCAAAAAAGUAAUCCCUCCUUCCUCUGCUGAAGCUGAAGAUACACCAGCAUCUGCUUCAACCCCGAACACCUCCACCUCCACCACCACUCUGCCACCUCGACCUGCCCCAAAACCCGCCCCACGUCCAACUCCUCGCUCCAGGGUGUCCUCCUAUAACUCCCCCAGUGCUCCUCCAGCUGAGUACCACCAGGGAGCGGAGGGUGGGACUCAGGUGAAUGAUGGCUUCCCCAACAAGCGCCAUUCUCAGCUGGUGUCACCCAAUGCUUUCAGCUACGCACCCGGCCUCUUUUUCUCCCAGAACCAUCAGCAGCACAAUGGGCCCGUCCCUGCACCCGGUGAGCCUCCACUCAGUGGGCCCACAGGGGCCACAGCACCUUACCCCAGUGCAAUUGGUACUAGCUCAGUGCCAACACCACUCAUCCUGCCUCCAGACUACGGCACCUCAGCGUAUCCACAAGAGGAUCCUCCUUCUUAUGAUGAAAGCUGCAACACAUGAAGUGGAUGAAGUAUCAGCAACCUCCAAACAGGAUGAUGAUCAAUUCAGUCUGAUGUAAAACAAAAUGUUGUCUUGCCAUUUUAAAAAGCAGUAACCUGGACAAAAUGAUUGCAUGAGGCAGAGGAAGACUACUGUAACAUGUUAUGAAGAGGUUAUUUAAAGGACAACUUCUGUAUUUUUCAACCUGGGCCCUAUUUCCCCAUGUGUAUGUGUGCGUAUG
Epinephelus lanceolatus (giant grouper) is the source of this 1641-nucleotide messenger RNA. It is a transcript of the gene arrdc1a, whose product is annotated as arrestin domain containing 1a. The record is from RefSeq and is a predicted model, not a curated record. Gene Ontology annotation, cellular component: cytoplasm. Lineage: Eukaryota; Metazoa; Chordata; Actinopteri; Perciformes; Serranidae. Gene Ontology annotation, molecular function: ubiquitin protein ligase binding; ubiquitin-like ligase-substrate adaptor activity. Gene Ontology annotation, biological process: protein transport.